This is a messenger RNA of Oreochromis aureus, 1221 nucleotides long. Its product is annotated as protein FAM180A. The coding region runs from base 119 to 622 and encodes 167 amino acids. The transcript has 3 exons. The record is from RefSeq and is a predicted model, not a curated record. NCBI's taxonomy places the organism in Eukaryota, Metazoa, Chordata, Actinopteri, Cichliformes, Cichlidae.
GUGGAAAGGAGGGUUCUCAUCCAUCCUUGAGAUGUUCAUUUAUGACUGAGAAACAGAACUCAGAAAGAAGGGAGUGUGUACUGAUUUGUACGCGUGGAUCUUGGUUGUGAGCAUCAGCAUGGCACAGUGGUGGACUUUACUCACUGUUGUUUGCCUGUGCAGCUACUGUGCUGCCAGUCAGCACCACAGGAAAGCGCUGUACCCAUCUGCAUACAGGAUAAAACGGGGGACAUAUUCACUGAUCAACCCCACAUUCCAGCACUCAGUGGAGGACGUCAAGCUGCUUUUUGAGAUACUGCUGGCUGGAAUGCAGAUCCAAGGUGAUGAACACACCCUGCUGAUCCCAGAUGAGGAGUUGGCCUCCCUGAGAAGUGUGGAAAAGCUGGAAGUCAUCUGUGAGGAAGUACUGCCUAAAAGGCUCUCCGACAUCAGGCGUCUGAUGGCUGAGCUCACCCAGCGGCACCAACCUCUGAGCUGGCAGGACUUUGAGAGGACAGUGCUGACGUUAGUGUACACCACCCAGACCCUGGCUCGAAUCACCAACAAGCACCAGAAAGAGAUGUGGACCGAAACCCUGAUCCAGCUGUUCCAAGCUCUUCAAAAGGAUCUCAAACCCUUUUGAGGAAAUAAGUUGUACAUAUUUUUUUCAGUAUUUGAGAUGCCGUUCAUCCAUGCUGUUUCCAGUGUCCUGCAAAGUUUAAAAACAAAUUCUGUGAUUGUUAUACUGGUUUUUAUGUGAAACUAUUUGUAUAUAUAAAUACAAAUAUCAAAAAAUGUAUAUAAAAAUAUAUAAGCGAUGUAAUUUUUAACCAAAAAAAUGUAACUAAACUCAGGGUCCAAACUCACUUUUAUCAGCGCUUUCAAGCUUGACUUCCAGUCUUCCUUAGCUGACUGGGCUAAUUCCAAUUAAGAGCUCAAAUCACAAACUCCUGAAAAGUUAUAUCAUGUGCUUCGGUUUUGUUUUGUUACCCUAUGUGAGGUAAAUAAUAAAAUUUUAAUUCUCAACAGAUCAGCGUAUCUUACUUUUCUAUAAACUUAUUUAAGCACAAGUUUAGUUCAGGCAGACCUCAAGGUCCCAGUACAUCAGCUCAUAGCUGAGCUGUCAGAUGAUAUUGGCUUGUAGAGAUCAGCUGCUCUCACUUUCCUGGAUUUUGUUUCUGAUCAUGGAAGUCCAUAGCACCAACUGAGACUCAACCUUCAGCAAAUGAAAAUAAACAUGUA